AUGCCAACUUUAGUCGAUGACAUCCUAUGGUGUUAUCAGCGAUACGAUGCCAAGCGGCGGGUAAUCCAGUUUGCGCUCACGUAUAUCCUAGGAUGGGAAGUACCUCUACCUGAAGAAAUUUGCAACGAGAAACAAACUGUUACGCUUCGGAAUUUUUUAAAAGAAACAUCCGGAAUUAUAAAGUCGCUUCCACCAUUCGAGUAUCCUAAGGAGCGGCUGAUAUGCAUUCCUUCGAGAUCUACACUGAUAACAUGGCUGGUUCGAUGCCAGCUCUUCAUGAUUGGAAACGAAUCGAUCGACAAAGAAACGAAGAAGAACGUAAUUCUGGAGUUUUUUAACUCCCAUUUUCACAAGUGCAAUCUCUGCUGGCGAAGCUUCAACAAAGCUUCACCGGAAGAUAUUGACAAGGAAUGCCAAGCUAGCCGAGCCAUGCUGGAGAAAUAUUUGGAAUCGGAGGGACUCGCCCCAAUAAAGAAGCCAAUCGAGCUAGUCGACUACGUAAUAACCUAUUGUGGCAACGAAAUACAAGGCGAGGAAUUCGAACUUGGCACUUUAGAAGACCUCUUUUCGAAACCCGUUGGGUUUUACUUGCAAUCAUAA
Messenger RNA from Oikopleura dioica, 600 nucleotides. NCBI's taxonomy places the organism in Eukaryota, Metazoa, Chordata, Appendicularia, Copelata, Oikopleuridae. The record is from the annotation of a GenBank genome assembly.